AUGGAAGAACAAGGAGGAAGUUCUGCCCCAAGGGUAAGCGACAAGCGUUUAGCACAAACUCAGGCCAAAGUUGAUGAAGUCGUCGGCAUUAUGCGUGUCAACGUCGAGAAAGUUUUAGAGAGAGAUCAAAAGUUAUCAGAGCUAGACAAUAGAGCUGAUGCUUUGCAGCACGGAGCUGCUCAGUUUGAGCAGCAAGCUGGAAAACUGAAGAGGAAGUAUUGGUGGCAGAAUUUGAAAAUGAUGUUGAUUAUCGGUGCGAUUGGCGUAAUUUUGCUUAUCAUUAUUAUCGUUUAUGCAAUUCCAUCAGGAAGCUCUACUUCUCCUCCACCAGUAACUGAAGCUCCUACCAACAAAUCGGGCCGAUAA
Messenger RNA from Chilo suppressalis (striped riceborer), 366 nucleotides. The record is from the annotation of a GenBank genome assembly. NCBI's taxonomy places the organism in Eukaryota, Metazoa, Arthropoda, Insecta, Lepidoptera, Crambidae.